Molecule: messenger RNA, 1197 nt
Organism: Artibeus jamaicensis (Jamaican fruit-eating bat)
Lineage: Eukaryota; Metazoa; Chordata; Mammalia; Chiroptera; Phyllostomidae
Product: zinc finger protein 135-like
Exons: 1
Source: RefSeq, a predicted model, not a curated record
AUGCACACUGGACACAAGCCUGAUAAAUGUGAAAAAUAUGCUAAAGCUUUCAGCCACUCCUCAAAUGUUAAUGGUAACCCGAAAAUUAAUACGGGAGAUAAUAAUUUCAAAUGUAGUGAAUCUGGUAAUGCCUUUAGAGAGUCUUUUAGUGUUUCUCAGCAUCAGAAAAUGUAUACUGGUGAAAACUCUCCUAUGCAUAGAGAAUGUGGGAAAGCAUUUAUGAGGUCCUCAAGCCUCAAACAAGAUCAGAAAAUUCAUACUGGAGAGAAGUCUUAUGAAUGCAGAAAAUGUGGCAAAGCCUUUAGGUUGUCCUCAAAACUUAUAGAACAUUGGAAAAUUCAUGCUGGAAGGAAGUUCUAUAAAUGUACUCAAUGUGGCAAAGCAUUUAAAUAUUCCUCAACCCUUACUAAACAUCAGGAAAUUCAUACUGGAGAGAAUUCUUAUGAAUGUCCUCAAUGAGGCAAAGCCUAUAGGUCCCAGUCAACACUUACUCAACAUCAAAGAAUUCAUACUGGAGGAAAACCUUAUGAAUGUACACAAUGUGGCAAAGCAUUUAGCCAGCUCUCACACCUCACUGGACAUUUGAAUAUUCAUAGUGGAGAGAAGAUUUUUGAAUGUACUCAAUGUGGCAAAGACUUUAGGCGGCAUUCAAUACUUACUGAACAUCAGAAAAUUCAUACUGGAGAGAAGCGUUAUGAAUGUACUCAAUGUGGCAAAGCCUUUAGCUGCCAUUCAACACUUUCUCGACAUAAGAAAAUUCAUACUGGAGAGAAACCUUAUGAAUGUAAUCAAUGUGGCAAAGCCUUUAGGCAGCAGUCAACACUUAUUAAACAUCAGAGAAUUCAUACUGGAGAGAAGCCUUAUGAAUGUACUCAGUGUGGCAAAGCCUUUAGCUGCCAUUCAACACUUUCUCAACAUCAGAAAAUUCACACUGGAGAGAAGCCUUAUGAAUGUGCUGAAUGUGGCAAAGCCUUUAGGUACAGGUCCACAGUUUCUCAACAUCAAAGACUUCAUACUGGAGAGAAACCUUAUGAAUGUACACAAUGCGGAAAAGCCUUCAGGUGGCAGUCAACCUUUACUGACCAUCAGAAAAUUCAUACUGGAGAGAAGCCUUAUGAAUGUCCUCAAUGUGGCAAAGCCUUCAGGCAGCAGUCAACACUUAGUCAACAUCAGAAAAUUCAUACUGGAGAGAAGUAA